UAUAAACUGCAAAGCGGACUGAUUGGUUUCUGGCUCAGCCGGCGUGUUUUCAAGCCGAUUACAAAUCAAAUUGACGUUUAACCCGCCGCCAAAAUGUCGUCCGUGUUCUGCUUCAGAGACUUCGUCACCGAGCGACUCUCCGCCGCCGCGGAGGAGAUCCAGUGCGUGUUUGAGAAAGCCGUGCUGGGCUACGAGCAGGAGAUCGAGCGGCAGCGCAGACUGCUGGACGCCGUUCUGAAGCCGGUGAUCAAGCUGCACAAGAGAAAGAUCACACAGCUGUCCGUCUAUCACGAGGAGGUUCUCGCUGAGAACCAGCUCCGUGUUCAGGAGAGCAGCUCCGGUCUGGGCCGGGAGGACCCGGAUCCUCCUCGGAUUAAAGAGGAACCGGAGGAACUGCGCACCAGUCAGGGGUCGCAGGAGGCCUAUGCGGUAAGGGAUCCGACCAUGCUUUCGGAUAUACUGACCAACAUCUCGGUCACAGCAAUCAAAUCUGAAUCCGAACGAGCCAGAAGCCGAGACCAGAGCGCCGAUCAGAAACCAGAGGACACGCGCUUCAGGUGUCCGUUUUGCACAGAGGAGUUUUGCGAUCCCUCGAAGUUGAAAGUUCACGUGAGGGCCCACAUCGGCGAAAAGCGCCACAAAUGUGCCACUUGCGGGAAAGGGUUCGCCCGGAAGGCCCUGGAGAGGAAGCACGCGCAGAUCCACGUGGGGGCGAAGCCUCUCGGGUGCCCGGUGUGCGGGAAGGAGUUCAACUGCCGCUCGAACCGCGCCGCCCACAUGAGGACCCACGCGGGUGAGAAGAGCCACGCUUGCGUCACCUGCGGCAAGGGAUUCAGCCGCGGGGCGGACCUGAGGAGGCACCACCGCACGCACACGGGGGAGAAACCGUACAGUUGCGUCCACUGCGGAAAGGGGUUCCCCUACCACUCGUCGCUGAAGAACCACGUCCGAGUGCACACGGGGGAGAGGCCUUACAAAUGCGCUCUGUGCGGGAAGGGGUUCGCCGUCGGCACAACGUUGAAGAUACACACCCGAGUCCACACGGGGGAAAAGCCGUAUAGGUGCGGCGUGUGCGGAAAGACUUUCGCUCACGGCACGGGACUGAGGAUACACGGGAGGAUCCACGCACGGGAGGAACCGCAGAGCGCUAAACUCAAAGUUUAGCACGAUUUUAGACCGUUGGGCCUUCAGCACGCAGCAACUCCAUAGCUUGAUUUGUUCCAUGAAUCGUUCUCCUGUUGGGCGUCUUGUUGUAUGCGCAGGAUUACAUACACAUGAUGAACACAUGUCUUUGUGAUGAUAACAUUGCGGCAUGUUUUUGCUUGUUCAACUGUAAGUGGAUUUGGUUUAGUUAUUGAAUACAAAUCAAACCCAGAGGGAGAUCAAUUAGUUAAACCAAUACGGUUUUACUAUUUGUAAACAGGAUCGUUUGGAGACGUUUUAGUCUGUCAAACUAUAAUUCGUUGAUAAAAUGAUUUCCCAUUUCUGUUUUUUAUUUUUAAGUACUUUUAUCUUGUUGAAUGAUGUAUACAAACGUGUUCAGCACGAGCCACAGAAAAGGAAAUGCAUUAGAAUACGACCACUGUUUGUAACUUACACGUACGUAUGUAUGUAUGUAUGAGAUCCAGAGUUAGUCUCAGUAUUGCUGACAUUGUAUGUAGAGGUGUGGUCAGUCACCUUGACCAAGAUGAUUGUCUCAAUCAUUAUCUUAAGAAGUUAGCAACGCAUGAAUUGAAUGCCUUUGCUCCUCUCUGACUCUAAUUGGCAGUGCAUUAAUUAAUGUAUCUUUUUAAGGAACUGUAGUGUUUGCUUUAUUCUCGGAUUUACACUAUACAGUACAU
This is a messenger RNA of Cyclopterus lumpus (lumpfish), 1841 nucleotides long. RefSeq names its product zinc finger protein 239-like. Bases 94 to 1164 code for a protein of 356 amino acids. Gene Ontology annotation, biological process: regulation of transcription by RNA polymerase II. The record is from RefSeq and is a predicted model, not a curated record. The transcript is spliced from 2 exons. Lineage: Eukaryota; Metazoa; Chordata; Actinopteri; Perciformes; Cyclopteridae. Gene Ontology annotation, molecular function: DNA-binding transcription factor activity; RNA polymerase II cis-regulatory region sequence-specific DNA binding.